Molecule: messenger RNA, 360 nt
Organism: Melampsora larici-populina 98AG31
Lineage: Eukaryota; Fungi; Basidiomycota; Pucciniomycetes; Pucciniales; Melampsoraceae
Exons: 3
Coding region: 1-360 (119 amino acids)
Source: RefSeq, a predicted model, not a curated record
AUGACUUAUUGGAGAACGUCGGCCAACUUGAUGAUUCGUGUACGCCCAAUUCAAGGAAGAACGUGCAGGGUAACUCAAGUCGGCGGUGUUGAUGCGAUAGACGUCGGUUGCUUUGCAAUCCUGAUAGAGGUACGAGAGAAUAAGUUGGACAACCUCGACAGGAAGGCUGAUAUUGGGCGACAUCAUGGAGCAAUUGUGGUGGGUCAUGACCUAUCACGAGGUGCUUGGAGGCCGGAAACAAAAGGCGCAUACGGAGCCAGGGAGGGUGUAUUAGAGAGCAUCAGCGGACACUGUCCGUGUUGUGUAGAAAAAGGACUCGCCUUGAAACUUUGGAGAGGAAACAUGCGAGCUAACGGCUAG